CACCCCCGCGCCUACGGCUCCCUGCUGCACGCCGAGGCCGUGCCCAUCGUGGGCGGCAUCGACACACUGGAGCUGCCCGGCGCUGCCGUGGGGGAGAUGGGAUUUAACGAUGAUCCCGGCCCAUCUCAUCAACCCGGUCUUGAGAAGAUAAACCUAAAAGAAGAGAUAGUGGUGAAAGUGGUAGGGCCGGAGGAAAGCCCUGAGGACAUGGCAGUAGUCCCACCUAGCCAGGAGCAGCUACCUUAUCUGGGGACAUCGGGUGGUGCUUCCUCAGGGAAGGUAAAAGCCAAAUCAAAAGGCAGAUCCCAGGCAGACCAAAUCGGAAUAACUGAAGCGGACCUAGUGCAGAUUCAGCAGACCCAUAUGCAGGUGAUUCAGUCUGGCUUUGACAGUGUCAACCACAAUCUUCAGCUGCUGCAGCAAGGCAUGCAGGAUCUGAGUAACAGCCUGAGCAUCAUGGCGCAUACGCUUGUUGCUAUCAAAAACGUCUACAUGAAAAACAACACCGGCCCAACUACAUACACCACCACCUCUACUCAGACCACAGCCGGGUACCUGAGCCCGGGUUCUCCCCAGGUUUCCCCUGCUGAGGACAGAGGCCGGGUGCAGAUGGCUGGGAGCAGCAGCAGGAGCAGCAGCUGCAGUUCCAGCUCUACAUCCCAGGAACCAGGUCCUUCAGAAUUUCCCAGGCCCCCCCUGAGAACCAUUAAGAAAGAACAUCCAAACGGCUGCUACUACUUCUGCUUUGCAGACAUGUAAAACUUGAAUAUAUGUACAGUGACUGUGGUGUUAGGUGCUGUUGUUUGUUCUGCUCCAGCCUGUGACUUGAAGGAGCAAAGUGGACUUGCCCCCCGCAUUUUUUCCCAGUGGGAAAUGUUUCUCUAUAGGAGGUGGCAUUAAACACUAAAUACCAGUUCUGUUAACUCAGUUUCAGUUGGCUAAUGUUUUUCUGCUGUUCUCUUUAUCCUCUUACUCUCUCAAAAACAAACAGAUUUAUUUUGGCUAUAACUCUUGUCUGUAUUACCCUUUGUUUAAUGUGACCUUUUGGAAAAUAAAAGGCAUGAGAUUUGGGUGAAAAAGUAACGUUAUGGUUACUGACUACCAGGAGCUGUCUUACAUGAGUUGCUUAGUUUUUGUUGGUUUUUUUUUUUUAAUUAAACAAAUGGCAAAAUGA
Messenger RNA from Lagopus leucura (white-tailed ptarmigan), 1174 nucleotides. RefSeq lists its product as uncharacterized. Lineage: Eukaryota; Metazoa; Chordata; Aves; Galliformes; Phasianidae. The record is from RefSeq and is a predicted model, not a curated record. The transcript has 2 exons. Bases 97 to 759 code for a protein of 220 amino acids.